AUGGAGAUGUUUCAUAUCCGGGCAUUUCUAUCAGGAUCUCUAAACACAUCCAGAGACCAGCUCUGAGUUUUCCACCAAAUUAGUGCUUUUGGCAUUCCUUUGAUAUUGUCAAUAGACACUGUGAACCAACAUUUAAUUUCAAAUGGCUGUUAAUUGAAAUUAUGUGCCUUUUAAGUUAGACCGCAUAGAUACUUCAGCAAAUAAGUAAAUAAAAUAAUGUUCAGAUAAUGAUCAUUCAGUAUUAUUAAUAAGGUAAAUCCAAGGUGUGUUUGGUGUUCAUGCUUUGAAUUGCGACACUGAUGUGUAAUUAUGUAAUCUUAGUACCUAAUUAAUAGAAUGGAUGUCAAGUCACCUGGUCGGAUGAAGAUUUUUUUUUAGAUUAAGUGAUACAGACAAUGUGUGUGACUGAAGAACGUGAACAGAUAAUGUGAACAGAUACCGUGUGGGGAUGUCAACUGACAUCACACCAGCAGUAGCCGAGAUUUCUGGGAAAAUGAUGCGGAAAUACUUCCAGUUCUUGAAAGUUAUAUAUAUCUGCUAUAAUGUUUCAAAUAAUCUUUGUCUACAAAAUUGAUCAGAGAGCCUGAGAUAUUCCCCAUUUAAACAUUCUUGCCAGUCCAUCUAUCAGUUUCCAUUGACUUGUCAUGUCCUCAUACUCUCUUUAAACCCUUGAGGAAAUGUCUUUCCCACCCUGGACUAGACAAUACUAUUCUGGUAUUGUUCUGUGAAGGAUGACGAGGAGGAGACAAGUCAUGUUAUUGUUUAGAGGCAGGAUUCCACACAGUGCCCCUUUAAAUAUUACAAAUAAUACAGUUUCAGGUCUGCUUGACAUUGUUUGAAAACCCAAGAGACAUGCAGUGUUAGUCCAACAGAACAACACAUUUUAGUAGUAGUCAGCAGUCUACAUUCUUGAGGCAUUUUCUUUUCUGCAGUCAAUCAUCCAGCCCAAGGUGCUGGUAAUCACUCAUCAGUGUGUUGGGUAAUAUUGCUGUGUGACUGAUACAUUGACUCCAAGCCAUUCUCUACCUAGUUUAAGGUCUCUAUAAGCCUUGACUUGGGAGGUUGGCGUGUGUUCGUGUGUGUGUCCUGUAUUUUCGCUCUGGUUCUGAUGGACUUUUUGAGAGGCCCUGUUCUUCCAGUGUGAUGACGAGUAGAGAGAGGUUGGCCUUGGCAGUCCCCCGGCUGUAGUUGUCCAUCUGCCCCCACCCCUCCGCCAUGCUGGCCUGCCUGCAGAGGAGGCAGAACCCUCCCAUCCCUUCUUCCCAACACCCCCUGUGCGCCAGCAAGUCCUUGGAGCCGCAUCAGGCCCUCAGCCGAAAAUGUGAGUCGGCGGUUCCCAUGCAUUCCCCCCGCUACCCCAGCGUGGCGGAGCUCGAUGCCUAUGCCCAGAAGACGCAGAGCAGCCCGCUCUCCAUCAAGAUCUUCCCCACCAACAUCAGGGUCCCCCAGCACAAGCACCUUAAUCGGACUGUGAAUGGCUUUGACACCACAGGGAGCCAGCGCUACAGCCCCUACCCACACUUCCACACAGGAGGAUACACAGGCCUCCUGGCCAUUGUCAAGGCCUCCUCCGCUUCCUCCCCCUUCGCCCCAACUAAGGGCGUCCUCAAGAACCUGGAAGGCCGGCGGACUAAGCUCUCCCCAGCCCAAAUAGCUGUGGCCCCGUAUCCGCCCCCCAGCAGUAGCACUUUAUCCAAUGGCACCGGCCAGAUGGUGUACCACACAGGGCCCUCGAAGCCCCCCGAGGGGCCCUGCCUCUCCCGCUCUGUGCCCCCUAACGUCACGGUGGCCGGCUCCGUGAUCCCUGUGACGGGGGGCCGUGGCCUGGCCCAGCUCCUCCCCCAGUCCAACCUGCCCUCCAUCCAGAGUAUCAUCUAUCAAAUCAACCAGCACUGCCAGGCCCAGGCUCUUCAGCAAGUGUGCCAGGGCGCCGGCACCUCCACCAACCCCAGCCCCUCCAAGCAGGGCGCGGGCGGCGCGAUGGGGGUGUCGUCCAGCUCCUCGGGGGGUGGCUACGUGGCGGGAAUGGCGCCUAACCCGGUGUACACUGCGGCGGGGCUGCCCCUGGGGGCCCACAGCGGAGAGGCCAUGAAGGCCGGGGUGUAUUCGGAUGGCGUGGACUACAUCCUGUGGCAGAAGCAGCAGCAGCAGCAGGCGGUCCUGCGCAUGUACAGUGGCGGCAGCGGCGGUGGUGGGGCCAUCAGUAAGUCCCCCGAAAGCUGCGGGGCCCCGGGGGGAGGGGGCAUCAUGGCCCAGGCCCAGGUGUCCUCCUCCUCCUCCAGGCCCUACCACCUGACAGCGGGCGGGGGCAGCGGUGGGGGCAUGGGCUGCCUGGACAAGGUCAGCUCCUCCCCCCUGAACUGCGUGGGCAUGCACGGCAACUUCUCCGUGGGCCAGUACUUCGCGCCGCCGUGGAACAGCGUGCUGGUCACCCCUGACAGUGACUGUUACAACCCCCACCAGGAGCUCCUGGGGACCUCCAACGGGGGGCCGGCCACGGGGGGGCACAGGGAGAUGGGUUACCCGCACCACCACCACCACCACCACCACCACCAUGCGCACCACCCGCACCCCGCCAUGGACACCGGGAGCGGGGCGGGCCCGUGCUGUGGGCUGCCCAGUAAGAGCCAGCCGUGCAACACGUCGGUGCUGAGCAGCAGCCUGCAGUCUCUGGAGUACCUGAUCAACGACAUCCACCCGCCCUGCAUCAAGGAGCAGAUGCUGGGCAAAGGCUACGAGACCGUGUCGGUGCCGAGACUGCUGGACCACCAGCACGCACACAUCCGCCUCCCGGUUUACAGAUAGAUGCGGAGGUUGGG
Esox lucius (northern pike) is the source of this 2819-nucleotide messenger RNA. RefSeq names its product family with sequence similarity 222 member A (gene fam222aa). Bases 1216 to 2805 code for a protein of 529 amino acids. Lineage: Eukaryota; Metazoa; Chordata; Actinopteri; Esociformes; Esocidae. The record is from RefSeq and is a predicted model, not a curated record. The transcript is spliced from 3 exons.